Grosmannia clavigera kw1407 is the source of this 819-nucleotide messenger RNA. Its product is annotated as translation initiation factor. The record is from RefSeq and is a predicted model, not a curated record. Gene Ontology annotation, biological process: translational initiation. The transcript has 2 exons. Lineage: Eukaryota; Fungi; Ascomycota; Sordariomycetes; Ophiostomatales; Ophiostomataceae. Gene Ontology annotation, molecular function: RNA 7-methylguanosine cap binding; translation initiation factor activity. The coding region runs from base 1 to 819 and encodes 272 amino acids. Gene Ontology annotation, cellular component: eukaryotic translation initiation factor 4F complex.
AUGGCUGCUCGACCUCCCCUCUUCACCCGGGGCCUGUCCUCUCUCUCCCAGAGCACGACCGACCCCAACUCGCCCGCCGCCGGGACGGCCUCCGAGCAGCGUGACGACGCCAAGCGGAACUUCCUCAAGACUAUGCGCCCGUUGCCGACGCAGCACUACUGGAACGUCUUCUUCGACCGGCCGGCCGCCAAGACCGCCGACGAAGCCCAGGCCAAGAAGGCUGUCGACGGCACCAGCCCCAACUACACGGCUCACCUCGAGCAGCUCGGCACGCAGAUCGAGUCGGUCCAGGACUUUUGGCGCUACAACAACAACACGCCCGUCGAUCAGAUCAAGAUGCGCGAGUCCAUCUAUCUCUUCAAGGCCGGUUUCCGCCCCGUCUGGGAGGACCGCCGCAACAUCCACGGCGGCAGCUGGACCUUUCGCGUGCCCAAGAGCAUCGGCCCUGACGUCUGGACCCGCGUCCAGCUGUUGGCGAUCGGCGAGAAGCUGCAGAGCGUCUUGGACGAGGGGGACACAAUUUGCGGCGUCGGCCUGUCGGUCCGCUUCAACUCACACCUCAUCUCCAUCUGGCAUCGUGAGGCAUCCAAGAAGAAGUCUGUCGACGCCCUGCUGGCCUGUGUGCUCGACGAGCUUCCCGCCGAGCUGCAGCCCAAGCCCGACAACUACUUCUACAAGAAGCACUCGGAGCACACCGGCUUCAAGGCCCCGCCCGAGCUGCAGGCCGUCCUGGACUCGCAGAAACGGCGUGACGAGGCCGAGGCGAAGGCGGCCGCAGAAGCGGCGACCGCAGACACCACGGAAACGGCUGCUGCUUAA